Rubroshorea leprosula is the source of this 745-nucleotide messenger RNA. Lineage: Eukaryota; Viridiplantae; Streptophyta; Magnoliopsida; Malvales; Dipterocarpaceae. The record is from the annotation of a GenBank genome assembly.
ACUGUUGAGUUUGAGUUUUAGUGGGUGGUUUUUUAACGGUUACUGUUGGUUUCCUUGAAGAUGGAGUCAAAAUGGAUCUACAAUGGAGUUUCAUACAGACUUUGAUCAGAGGUCAUCUAAAUACUCGGAUAAGGUUGACACUCUGCCGGAUAUGGACUACCGGCACACCACCAACUUCAGCGGACAAAUGCGGUCUAGAUGCCCUGGGAAUUGAUCAAAAUUUUAAUGGAAGUAUUGAAGCUACUGUAGAAUCUGAGGAUACAUUGACAAUUAAGCACCAUGUCUUCAAUUUUGAGACAUAUCCUGUGGCAUUGAGCAGGCUGCAUAAGGAUCAAAAUCUAACAGUUGUUGUAAGGCCAUCUGCAGAAGGUUCCAUCACACUUCUUGUGAUUGGAAAACAAAAAGGUGUUGUUGAGAUGCUAGAAGGUUGUACAGAUGAAAUUGGAAGUACUUUUGUUGGAUUUGAUGCCAGUGUACAAGGGAUUAAUGUAAAUAAAGACAAGCAGUUGGACCUUCUGCCUUCACCUCAAAAGGAUUCGAACUUAGAGUUUAAAUUGCAAAGGUGAUAAUUAUAUGUUUUCAAUACCUUUAAUAAGUGAAAAUGUUAUUUUAAAUUACUUUAAAUUAGCUAUUAAGAUCUUUUAUUAGUUAUGAUCCUCUGAUGUCAUGUAGUACCCGGGAUGAUGGUGUUGUAGAUAAGCUUAUCAAAAAAGGGUUGGUUCUGUUAUAAAUAAUAUCAUAAUGG